AUGCCGGGUCUUGAACUUGGGACCUCGUGCAUGCUCACCAAGGCCCCUCGCCAUAAACGAGAUAAUAAGGUGAGAGGCUGGGUUUAUGGCUCGGCCAAGCUAAACAAGGAUAGUUUAGUCAAAGAAAAGUUAACGGCGGAUCCCGACAGCGAGAUUGCAACGACAAGUUUACGCGUUUCUCUCAUGUGCCCGCUGGGCAAGAUGAAGCUGACUGUCCCUUGUCGAGCCUACACCUGCACUCACCUCCAGUGCUUUGACGCAGCCCUUUACCUUCAGAUGAACGAGAAGAAGCCAACGUGGACCUGCCCCGUUUGUGACAAGAAGGCCCCCUACGAAGCCCUGAUCAUUGACGGUUUGUUCAUGGAAAUCCUCAACUCGGUCACAGACUGCGAUGAGAUCCAGUUCAUGGAAGACGGCUCCUGGUGCCCCAUGAAGCCCAAGAAAGAAAACCAGGAGGUUUGCCAGCCAUCGGCUUACAGUGGGGUGGAAG
This is a messenger RNA of Gekko japonicus, 490 nucleotides long. RefSeq names its product E3 SUMO-protein ligase PIAS3-like. Gene Ontology annotation, molecular function: SUMO ligase activity; transcription coregulator activity; zinc ion binding. Gene Ontology annotation, biological process: protein sumoylation; regulation of transcription by RNA polymerase II. NCBI's taxonomy places the organism in Eukaryota, Metazoa, Chordata, Lepidosauria, Squamata, Gekkonidae. The transcript has 4 exons. The record is from RefSeq and is a predicted model, not a curated record. The annotation marks the transcript as partial.